GAUGGUGGGGAUGAGUGUUCUCAGGUCUGCCGCUGCCUUUGCAGCCAGACUGAGUCCUCUGAAAUCUGGGAAUAACGCGGCGAAUCUGCUCAGCCGGACAAUCCCGCGGACAGAUAAAGUGGCCGUUCGUUGGGGUCAUGGAAAGAAAUUGUUUGUCAUCAAACCCUCUGACUACUAUGACAGGAGAUUUCUGCACCUAUUGCAAUAUUAUGUCCUGCUAACUGGCGUUCCUGUGGCGGUCUUUGUCACCUGUGUGAAUGUCUUUGUUGGUGAGGCAGAGCUGGUUGAAACUCCUGAGGACUAUGAACCUGAGCACUGGGAGUACUACAAGCACCCCAUCACCAGGUGGAUCGCACGUAACGUCUACGAUUCCCCAGUGAAGGAUUAUGAAAAAAUGAUGGCUGCAAUCCAGAUUGAGAAAGAAAAGGCAGACACAAGACUGACACAGCUGGAGGUGCGUCGACACAUGAGGCAGAAGGGAGACGGGCCCUGGUUUCAGAGACCCACCCUCGACAAGGGGCUUAUUGACUACAGCCCCAAGUCAACACCUGACAAUUAAUCCAGACGUGUCAGUGCACCAUGCCGAUCAAUCUCACUGUUUGUACAUUUUUUCCCUUCCUGCGUAAAUAAAAUCUAUAUGUACUCUA
This is a messenger RNA of Larimichthys crocea (large yellow croaker), 647 nucleotides long. RefSeq names its product NADH:ubiquinone oxidoreductase subunit B5 (gene ndufb5). Bases 2 to 559 code for a protein of 185 amino acids. The record is from RefSeq and is a predicted model, not a curated record. Gene Ontology annotation, cellular component: respiratory chain complex I. NCBI's taxonomy places the organism in Eukaryota, Metazoa, Chordata, Actinopteri, Sciaenidae. The transcript has 6 exons.